UCGCGAAACUGUCUUUUACAAAAAUGUUUCUUCAAUAUAUUUUAUUUUAUUGCCUAAUGCAACAUGUGUUACCGAUGGAGGUGGAAGUUAAUAAUGAAUGUAAAUUUGCCGAAGACUCUCUUGAGCGCACAUCAGCAAAUGAUCUUCAUUUCUCUAAAGGACUUUGUGAUGAAGCUUACGAGGAAUGUUAUAAUGCAGCUGAGGAUGAACUUAAAAGAGAAGCUUGCAGUUAUCCACGUAACAACUGUGUGAACGGAUUUAUAGGUCAUUACGAAACUAUUAUUGAGGAUUCAGAAUAUGCAACCAAACUAUUUAAAGACGCACUGAGCGGUAUUACUGAUGAUUGCUAUGGAUUAUGUAAAUAUGAUUUAGUUUUUAAGAAAUUAGUCGAUGAACAUGUAUUCUGUGAAUAAAUUG
Molecule: messenger RNA, 417 nt
Organism: Lucilia cuprina (Australian sheep blowfly)
Lineage: Eukaryota; Metazoa; Arthropoda; Insecta; Diptera; Calliphoridae
Exons: 4
Coding region: 24-413 (129 amino acids)
Source: RefSeq, a predicted model, not a curated record